Messenger RNA from Dalotia coriaria, 992 nucleotides. Its product is annotated as calmodulin-like protein 4. The coding region runs from base 386 to 835 and encodes 149 amino acids. The transcript is spliced from 2 exons. Gene Ontology annotation, molecular function: calcium ion binding. NCBI's taxonomy places the organism in Eukaryota, Metazoa, Arthropoda, Insecta, Coleoptera, Staphylinidae. The record is from RefSeq and is a predicted model, not a curated record. Gene Ontology annotation, cellular component: myosin II complex.
CUAUUUUCUCGUCUAAUUCAAGCGAAUUAUCAUAAAUCCAUGUCUAUACAACAUGUUUUUAUGCUCUGUAUUAAUUUAUCUGUGUUGUGAAGCAGUUCAAGUGCCUUUACACUCAUUAGACUUCGAACUAUACAAGAUAAACGUAUAAAAUAGGUGUGUAUGUACUAUACAGGUGAAAAAGAUGAACGGUGAACUCACAAGCCGGAGUUCCGUUCAGUUACCUCCACCACUCGACUCGAUUUCAACCUGUUGUACACGCAUCACACAAAUUUCCGCUCGAAAUUCCACCAUUUUACUAUCGCAGCUUGUUUUAUCUGCGUAUAUUUGACAACUGAUAAGAUUCAACGCUGCGUAUUCGUAUUGUGAACCCAACUAAGCACACAAAAUGGCUCGUUACUUCAAAGAGCAAGAAAUCGAAGAGUUCAAAGAGUGUUUCUAUCUGUACGCCCGCACAGGGCAGAUUAAAUCCCUGGAUGAGUUGACUUUGAUCAUGAGAAGCUUGGGCCUCUCGCCGACCAUCUCUGAGCUCGCCACAUACCUCAAACAAAAAGGUGGAAAGAUGAUCUUUUCGGACUUUGUCGAAGUGAUGCUGAUACAUUCCCGUGCGGAGGAUCUGCCCAGAGAGGUGGUGAAUGCGUUUAAGGCUGCGGAUCCUCAUGGUAGAGGCACUGUGCCCGCCAAACAACUGCGGAACAUGCUGCAGAAUUGGGGUGAGUGUCUGUCAUCGAAGGAAGUUGAUCGGAUCUUCCGCGAGGCGAACGUGCAGAACAAUUCGAUGGUCAAGUAUGAGGAGUUUGUCAAGAUUGCGUGUGCUCCUGUGCCGGAUUACUACUAAGCAUUGCGAGUACUUCUUGUAAUUUACAACAAGCUAAUUGCUUUAAUUAUAUAAUUAUAAUGAGAUUUUUAUUUGUAUUUGAUCAGAGUGAGCCGAGUUGCAUUGGUUGGGUGACAUUUAUGCGCGUUUUAUUUAUGAAUAAAUAUUUAUAAGGUGA